Messenger RNA from Cricetulus griseus (Chinese hamster), 849 nucleotides. NCBI's taxonomy places the organism in Eukaryota, Metazoa, Chordata, Mammalia, Rodentia, Cricetidae. The record is from RefSeq and is a predicted model, not a curated record.
AUGACCUUCAUCUUCACAGCCCUGCUCUAUCUGGGGCUGUGUCUGGGCCGAGAGACCUCAGUGUUGGCAGGGAAUCCUCCCAAGCCAACCCUCAGCGUUCAGUCAGGAUCAGUGGUUGCCAGAGGAAAGCAGGUAACCAUCUCAUGUGAGGUGACCACAGGGGCCCGGGAAUACCGUCUUUACAAAGAGGGGGGUCCGCAUCCCUGGCGCUCACAGAACACACCGGAGGCCACAAACAAGGCUGAGUUCUUGAUCCCGUCAAUUGAACAACAACAUGGAGGGAGAUAUCGAUGCUACUAUAAGACCCCUGCUGGGUGGUCAGAGCACAGUGACCCUCUGGAGCUUGUAGUGACAGGAUUCUAUAGUAAGCCCAGCCUCUCUGUCCAGGCCAGCCCUGUGGUGGUGACCCCAGGAGAGACUGUUACCCUCCAGUGUGGCUCACAGCUGGGAUUUAGCAGGUUUGUCCUGACUAAGGAAGGAGAACGGAAGCCUUCCUUGAUCCUGGACUCAGUGUUUAUAAAUUCCACUGGGCAAUUCCAGGGUUUGUUUUCUGUGGGCCCUGUGAACUCCAGCCAGAGGUGGACAUUCAGAUGUUACGGCUAUCAGGUGACCAGCCCCCAGGUGUGGUCGGAACCCAGUGAGCCCUUGGAAAUACAUGUCUCAGGAGCAGUUCAGCCCCUUGAGCGACCACCAAAUGUAUCAGACUCCAAGGCAGUCUCACAGCCCCAGGAUCACACAAUGGAGAAUCUCAUCAGGUUGGGGCUGUCUGUCCUGGUCCUUGUGCUCCUGGGCAUUCUGCUGUUUGAAUCUCAGCACAGCCACAGACCCUGCUGCCCAGGCGAGCUGUAG